Papilio machaon (common yellow swallowtail) is the source of this 1057-nucleotide messenger RNA. It is a transcript of the gene MsrA, whose product is annotated as peptide methionine sulfoxide reductase. Bases 160 to 861 code for a protein of 233 amino acids. Lineage: Eukaryota; Metazoa; Arthropoda; Insecta; Lepidoptera; Papilionidae. The record is from RefSeq and is a predicted model, not a curated record. The transcript is spliced from 5 exons. Gene Ontology annotation, molecular function: peptide-methionine (S)-S-oxide reductase activity.
GCUAAGUUGCUGUUCAGAUCAGUGUUCGCCGGCCCGCCUAGCUGAACUGACGUGUCGCGACCUCAAUUAAAUAUACGAACUAAAUUACGAGUCUGUAAAAAAAAAAUUAGCAAAAACAGUAUUAAUUUCUUUAAAAUUUAAUAGUACACCAACCGCUGCAUGUUAAACAUCAUAAGAAAAUUCUGCACGAUGAAACCACCGACAAAUGCGGCACUCCUCCAUGAUGUGGACAUCCCGACGAAGAAGGCGACCUUCGGAAUGGGCUGCUUCUGGUCCAAUGACUCUUUAUUCGGCGCCACGCCGGGCGUGGUGCGGACACGCGUCGGUUACUCUGGAGGCACCACAAAGAAUCCACAUUAUAGGAGCAUCGGUGACCACACUGAGGUGAUUGAGUUGGACUUCGACCCGAAGACGGUGUCGUACGAUGAUUUACUGGACAUGUUCUGGGCAAACCACGAGUACGGACUCACUACUAAACUGAAGAGACAGUAUCAAUCUAUGAUACUCUACCACGAUGAAGAACAAAGACAGGCGGCUGAAAGCUCAUACAAACAGAUGCAAGUCACUUGCAACGGCCAAUUGCGGACAGAGAUCGCUCCGGCUGGCAUCUUCUAUCCCGCAGAAGAUUAUCAUCAGAAAUACAGAUUGCAAGGUCACAAGGACCUCUGCCGCAGCAUCGGUCUGGACUCAACCAAAUUACAGACCUCACACCUUGCAGCCAGACUCAACGGGUACCUGGUGGGAGUUGGUGGGAAGACGCAGUUCGAAAAAGAGGUAGCUCAGUUGGGACUUAGUGAAAAACAAGCGGAAUACGUUAGACGUGAAUUGGAACGCAAUGAAGGAGGCGGGCUGGCCUGCUAGUUUUUUUUAAAUUUUUUAUUCAACAAAAUAAAUUAUGCACAGUAUCAGUUGUCGUAGAUACAUUUUUAAUUCUUAUAAAAAAGAUUUGUGUUUGCUAUGGAAACAAAAAGCAAAAUUGAAUUAAAAAUUUCGUGCCUAGUAUAACUAUUUUGUAAAGUUAUAUAAUAACGAGAAAGACACAUUUUUUUGUAUUAAA